ACUACCUUUCUUCACUUUAAUAAUAAUUCAUACAUCUUCACUCUCUCUCUCUCUCUCUCUCUCUUCUUUCUCUCUCUACAACCAGAACACAGUAGACAAAGAUGGACGGUCUGAUCAGGGGCUUGGCGGACGUAGUUCUCGGCCACGGAGACGACGAUGACUCCAGAGAUGAACGGUCCAGAUCCAGUUGGGCUGAGGUUGUGUCUGGCGAUCAGGAUGGAGAUGAACGAGGCUGUGAUCGUCGUUCUCAUGGAUAUGGUCGUAAACAGUCGAAUCCAGAUGAGGGUAUGAGUGAUCAUAGGCAAGAAGAUUGGCCUAAUGUGGAUUCAAGACCUCCAAGGAGAACCCAGAAGGCCACAUAUGGGCAGUAUGAAGCUGGUGAAGAAAGACAUCAGGAAAGCCGUCGGAGUAGAAAGGAUGAUGAUGAUGAGGAAAGCAAUAAUGAUGGUUGGGAGACUGUUGGCAAAAAACCCCAAAGACAACAACACAAGAUUCAGAAGGACAAUUGGCAAGGAUAUAAAAGGCCUGCAAGUGAGCAAGAAUACACUGAUGAAGUUGAAAUCGGUUCUAACAUUGAACCAACAGAAGAAGAGCUGGCCGAUCUAUCUCAAGCGUGCAACAAACUGUGGGAACUUGACUUAAACCGUUUGGUACCUUGCAAGGAUUACGAAAUUGAUUGUGGUGAGGGAAAGAAAGUUCACCAAAGGGAAGAUAUGGCUGGAGGAAGCUUAUUCAACUGGCUGAGUGAAGAUGUAUUCAGGAAGCCUACAUUUUCUCGAUUUUGUUCUCUUCUAGAUAACUACAAUCCUAAUGCAGGAAUCAAAGAAGUUGUCACUUCAGAAGAGAGACAAGAGCAAGCUGCUUUCAUAGAAGAAAUCAGCAGAACUGCCCCGAUUAGAUAUCUACACAAGUACCUUUCAUCCAAAGGAAUUGUGUCUCGAAACCUUCAAGAGUUCAAACAAUUAAUGACAAGUCUUUGGUUCGAUCUCUAUGGCCGAUGUGGUACAUCUGGCUCCUCUUCUGCUUUCGAACAUGUUUUUGUUGGAGAAGUUAAGCAACGUGGUGAACACGAGAUUUCUGGCUUUCAUAAUUGGCUUCAGUUUUACCUUGAAGAAGCUAAGGGAAGGGUUGACUAUCAAGGCUAUAUCUUCCCUCGACGACGUGGUGAAACUCCAGACAGUGAAACCCAAUUACUGACAAUCCAGUUCGAGUGGAAUGGUAUCCUGAAAGCUGUGUCAAGCACUUUGGUUGGAGUAAGCCCAGAAUUUGAAAUUGCAUUGUAUAGCUUAUGUUUCUUUGUUGGUGGAGAGGACAACCACGUACAGUUGGGUCCAUACUCAGUUAAUAUCAAAUGCUAUCGCCUUGGCAACAAUAUUGGAUCUGCUUUUCCUGUCUCUCUCUCAUGAAACUCAUUUCAGAUCAAUUGAGGCCCUGCAUCUUUUGUUGCGGAUUAAGGACUGCUCUCUUGACGGAUUGGAUUAAAAUCAAAUGUGAUGUUAUGGUUUGGGAAAGAGCUAUCUUCAAGGGAAUUAUGUUUUGUGUUAAUCUGAUGAUCUAACACUUUUAUUUAUUGAUGAACACUUAAGCCUCUCUCCCUUUUUGUUAUUGAACUGAAGUUUAAUUAUGACACUAUUUAUUUUGUAAUAACAUAUAUAAAAUCUUAAUUAAAUUAUCCUUGGUAGCCUAGCUUAUUUUCUUACA
Cannabis sativa is the source of this 1701-nucleotide messenger RNA. RefSeq lists its product as uncharacterized. Lineage: Eukaryota; Viridiplantae; Streptophyta; Magnoliopsida; Rosales; Cannabaceae. The transcript is spliced from 9 exons. The record is from RefSeq and is a predicted model, not a curated record. Gene Ontology annotation, molecular function: RNA endonuclease activity. The coding region runs from base 102 to 1406 and encodes 434 amino acids.